AUGAAGGGUCAACUAUUAGAUUCAGCGCGUCCCUAUCUGCAGCUCUUCUCGCUCCUCAGCCUGACGCCGCCUCCUAGCAGUUAUGAGGGAAGUCAUCGCACCUUUCAAUGGAAGUUAUUGAUGCUCAUCUUCAGCUGCUACACCUGCUGCAUCUUCCUGCUUGGUGUCUAUGUUAGCUACAUAAACAAAUUGGUACUUGACGUCGAGCUUCAAGAACUAGCGGUAAAAGAUUUCAGUAACGUUUUGGGCAUGGCUGAGAAGGUUUUCUACAUUUUUCUUCUGGCCACCAAUUCUGUUUAUAUGCUGAUCUGUUACCAUAAAUUGGGUCGCAUUUAUUGCGAAAUUUCUUCAAUAGAACUUGACAUCGUUGCAGCAUUUCAAUCAAUUGGCAGUCAACGAAAGCAUUAUAAUUUUCGAGUCUACCUCUUCAAACGCAUUGGAUUGUGGACUAUCUUCCUGUUUGUGGCCUUGCCAUGUCUAACGUUUCCUUUGUUUACGCACUUCAUGCCAUGGCACAAAAAGAUCCUCAGCGAGUUUAUCCUGCUUGAACUGCUGCUACGUUUGCGUCAGAAGCUCAUUCAGAUCCAACAGGAGCUGACAAUCUGCGAACAACAUGUCCUUCUUCAAGCGCUGGUUCAGGCUAUGCGAAAGAAUAAACACUUACUUGCUCGCAUCUGGAAACUAGUGACUGAAUUGGAAGAAUACUUUAUGUUGCCAAUGAUGCUGUUCUUUCUUCAUAAUGGCGUAUGGAUUCUGAACAGUGUCAAUUGGACCUAUAUGCAGGCUGACAAUCCAAAAGAUUGUUGUGGCUACUCCCGCAUUGGACAUUUGCUGAUACUACUAUUCAAUCUCCUGAUACCCUGCUGGAUCAGUCACAACUGCAUAAAAACGUACAACAGUUUUAGUCGCAUCCUUCAUAAUAUUCGCUGUGGUUCUAGUCUGGUUACACCACAGCUUCUCAAGAUGAUCCUUAUGGAGUAUGCCUUGCAGAUGGAGCAUUUAAAAUUGAGAUUCACUUGCGGUGGAUUUUUCGAUAUUAAUCUCAAGUACUUUGCAGGCAUGGUUCUCACCAUCAUCAGUUAUACUAUAAUAUUGAUACAGUUUAAGAUGCAGGCGAUGCUAGAGGCCAAACAGGCGGCUACGCAACGUUUGAGCUUAAGUUUAACAAGCAAGGGCAAAAGCUCAAUGAAUGCUUAA
Drosophila innubila is the source of this 1197-nucleotide messenger RNA. Its product is annotated as putative gustatory receptor 98b. Gene Ontology annotation, biological process: sensory perception of taste. Gene Ontology annotation, molecular function: sweet taste receptor activity. Gene Ontology annotation, cellular component: axon; dendrite; membrane. The coding region runs from base 1 to 1197 and encodes 398 amino acids. The transcript has 5 exons. The record is from RefSeq and is a predicted model, not a curated record. NCBI's taxonomy places the organism in Eukaryota, Metazoa, Arthropoda, Insecta, Diptera, Drosophilidae.